This is a messenger RNA of Mizuhopecten yessoensis (Yesso scallop), 2364 nucleotides long. Its product is annotated as enoyl-CoA hydratase domain-containing protein 3, mitochondrial-like. Gene Ontology annotation, molecular function: hydro-lyase activity. Lineage: Eukaryota; Metazoa; Mollusca; Bivalvia; Pectinida; Pectinidae. The coding region runs from base 22 to 900 and encodes 292 amino acids. The record is from RefSeq and is a predicted model, not a curated record. Gene Ontology annotation, cellular component: mitochondrion. The transcript has 10 exons.
UCAGGCGUUCGGUAUUGUAACAUGAUGGCCGGAAGGUUGUGGAGAAGUCGUCUGUUACAGAUAGCAAAUAUUACAAGACAAUUUUCCACACAAAGAUCAAGAUUACAGAGGCCAGACAAGGGAUACACUAUCACUACAGAGGAAAAAGGCAUCAGAACCAUUUGUCUCAAUGAUCCAAAGAAGAGAAAUGCUUUGUCUUUGGGGAUGCUGGAGGCCUUGAGGUCAGAUUUGUCACAUCAAACAGACGACCUGCGUGUUAUCAUUCUUACUGCUAAAGGGCCAGUUUUCUCUGCAGGCCAUGAUCUGAAGGAAUUGACAACUAAAGAAGGUCGGAAUCAUCACAUGCAGGUAUUCCAAACCUGCACUGAAGUCAUGGUGAUGGUUCAGGAGCUGCCAGUACCAGUGAUUGCCCAGGUAUCAGGACUGGCCACAGCAGCAGGGUGUCAGUUAGUGGCUAGUUGUGACAUGGCCGUGGCAACAGACACAUCCAGAUUUGCUACUCCAGGGGUCAGUGUUGGACUGUUUUGUUCCACUCCGGCUGUCGCUGUUGGCCGCUCAGUGCCCAGGAAGGUAGCUAUGGAGAUGCUUUUCACGGGACAUCCAAUAUCUGCUCAAGAUGCACUACUACAUGGACUAGUCAGUCGGGUGGUACCGGAGGACGAAUUGGAGGAGACGACGCUGGGGAUAGCUAAUAGGAUAUGUGAGACAAGUAAGAGUGUGGUGGCCCUAGGCAAGGCUACCUUCUACGCUCAGAUGAACCUGGAGAGGAAGGAGGCCUACACGUUGACAUCUAAGGUCAUGGUCGAGAAUCUGUCACUCGGUGACGGACAGGAGGGCAUCAGGGCCUUCAUAGAGAAACGGAAGCCAUCUUGGAGUCAUGAUACCAAAAAGGUCCACUAACUGUCAGAAUGCUUAAAGGGGAAACUGUUGUAGAAGUCAGCACUGAUAUGAAGUGCCCAUACUGUAUGCUUUAAAAACUUAUAUAAUUUAAGUAGGUCCAAAUUACGUAAUUUGCAACCUGUGUAAUUUAAGUAGGUCAAAAUUACGUAAUUUGCAACCUGUGUAAUUUAAGUAGGUCAAAAUUCCAAUAGAAUCAUGUACAUUGUUUGCAUUGAAAUUUCCAUUAAAUAUAGAAGUGUCAAGAGAAUUUCGGAAAUAAGAUUUGAAUGGUUUAUUCAACGUUGCCAUAUAUUUUUCAUCCAUAGAUCUACACUAGUACUGUUGAUAGUAUAUGGUAUGGUAGGAGAUUAAAUGAAAUGAAAUUUUCUCAAGCUGUGUAUAAAAUCUGGUCAAUAAUUAGAUGAUUUGUUGCUAGACUUAAAAAUACAAUAUGAGAAUUCAAGAUUGUAAUCAGUUUUAAAGUUAAGUUUAGAUUUCUAGAUAUUUUGAUUACAACACUUAUACUUAUGUAUAAAGUUACAGAGGUAGGGCUUUGCUUGGUUUUGGCUUAUUUACACAGGUUGUCUAAAGACCUUGUCAAUAGGUACUGUAUGGAUCUGUAUAAUGAAACCUCUGUUAUACAGACACCUGACUCACAGGAAGCCUGAUGCCAAGCUUAAGGACACCAUAACUAUUCUAUUUCUGUUGAUAUCUGUGGUGUGGUAGCAUAUUUCUGCCAUCAACUUUCGACUUACGAGAUGUCGACAUAAUCUACGACAUCUUCUCAGAUUAUGUCGAGAUCUUUAAAAAAAUUAUGUUGAUGUAGGUAACUCGUAAGUUGAAUGUCGAUGCCAGAAAUAUGCCACAAUACUUUGGUAAUCAGAAAAACAGAUAUUUUGAACAUUAUAUUGCCAAUAUUUUUCUGUAUCAUUACAUUAAUGAAACGUGACAUAACAUACACAAUCAAUAAAAUUAAUUACAAUAAUGAAAUGUUUUGGGAUGACAUUAUAAGGUCGAUAGUGGAACACUCGAAGAAUGAAAUUGUGAGUCUUUGGACUGUCAAAGCUCUAUAUAUGUAAUUGAUAUAGAGCUGUCUUAAAACCUUCAGGCUCCUAAUAUAACUUGACUAUACACAGACUGGUCAGUGUGAAUGAUAGGUUGUCUGUAUAUGUAAAAAGGGUAAACCAAAAUAUUUGACCGGUUGUGGUGACCAGAUACUGGUCAAUCAUUACGGUAUACUUUCUUCAGAUUAGUGAGUCUUGUACUCCCCCUGUCUUGUAGAUGUUGCGAGAGCAAGUGAUUGUGACAAGUGGACUUGCAUUAAGUCAUAUUUACAUGUACAGUAGCAUCAAAUAAACUUACAUUGUGAAGGUGCCCCACUGAUAUAAAAAUUCAUCCAUCAAUUUGAAGUGUAAUUAAUACUGUAUAUAUGAAAUUGUACCAGGCAUCUUAUUUUAAAUUUAUAUAUUCAGAGAUUUAGGUCAA